Fukomys damarensis (Damara mole-rat) is the source of this 1753-nucleotide messenger RNA. It is a transcript of the gene Sptssb, whose product is annotated as serine palmitoyltransferase small subunit B. Gene Ontology annotation, molecular function: serine C-palmitoyltransferase activity. Bases 886 to 1122 code for a protein of 78 amino acids. The transcript is spliced from 5 exons. NCBI's taxonomy places the organism in Eukaryota, Metazoa, Chordata, Mammalia, Rodentia, Bathyergidae. The record is from RefSeq and is a predicted model, not a curated record. Gene Ontology annotation, biological process: ceramide biosynthetic process; endoplasmic reticulum organization. Gene Ontology annotation, cellular component: serine palmitoyltransferase complex.
CGGGGUUUUACUGCAGCAGCCAGAGGUGACAGCGACGCCUUAGCCUCCUCCUCAGUUGCUUUCAGAACCCGGGUUUCCCCUGCAUCAGGAAAGCGCCCCCUCCUGAGAGGCUGGUCCCCGUCCCCGAAGAAGUGAGAACAAGCUACAGAUAACUACAUUUUAAAAUGUAGAAGUCGCUUUGCUGCAUUCCUCCGAGGACGAGCGUGAUCUCUCAGGACAGUGGCAGCAUAAGGGAAGUUGGGACCGUAGAGCAGGGGGAGGGGAGCGCUGCAGCCGGCACACUCUUCUGGAAGGAGUUGCUGGGAGCCUUGCGGUUGGACACAAGUUUGCGUAAGAGUAUUUUCCUUUUGUCAAUAAUUAAUCACCGGAAUCAGUCUGGCAGAAUUGGAGUUUUAGCAAUAGUGUAGAGGGCGGGGCCAAACACCUAACUCUGGGAGUCUCCGGGUGCCUCUCACAGUGAGAAGCUCGCAGCAGCUGAGGAGAAGCCAGAGCAUCCGUGCUCAGCUAAAGCCACAGGGAAGAAACUGCAACCUGGAGAGAAUAAGCAGAGCAUCAAAUUCCACAGAUCUACUGGAGGGGAAAAAGGAGGAAAAAAAAGCAACCAGAGAGUCUUUAUUUCACCAGAUGGUCCCAGAAUUUCCACUCAGAUUGAGCAGGAGUAACCCAGAAAGGAGAAUUAACCCACACAAGAUCAUUCUGAGAGAAAGCGAAACAGAAGACCAGACCUGGACAUUCCCAAAGAGAAACACCAUGUAAGGAUACAGCCUUCAAGUUGCCAUCUUAGAAGCAGAGAAAGUCUUCACCAGACCUCAAACCUGCUGGCACUCUGAUCUUGGACUUCUCAGCCCCAGAACUGGUGGACUUUCUACAGCUUGAAAGAGCAUCAUGAGCAUGGAUUUCAGGCGUGUGAAAGAAUAUUUCUCUUGGCUCUACUAUCAAUACCAAAUCAUUACAUGCUGUGCUGUCUUGGAGCCCUGGGAGCAAUCUAUGUUCAAUACUGUUGUACUAACCAUUUUUGCCAUGGUUGUGUACACUGCCUAUGUCUUCAUCCCGAUCCACAUUCGCCUGGCUUGGGAAUUUUUCUCAAAAAUAUGUGGAUAUCACAGUACAAUUUCCAACUGAUCUCAUUUGCACUCUGUGAAAUGGCACUGCAUAUGUAUGUUGCUUACAACUUAUUGAUUUAUGUGACUACAAUGCCAUCUUUCACUUUCUGGCCAAAAAGACACUCUUCUCUAUGCACAUACGUACUGCCUGGAGUUUCAGAUAGAUGUCUCUCUAGUUUCUUUUGUACCUGAUACAUUGUGCUUCAGACUAUAGAACGUACAAUGCCUUUACCUCACAUACCAUGGUCCCUUAAUGCAAAUUUAUCACUUUAUUUUUUUAAUUAGGUUGACUUUAGACAAAUUUUUUUCUGGAAAAUAAAUUCAUAAGAGACCCUACUAGAAUUAUAUUAAAAUACUCCCCUUAACAUCUAUUCUAUACUGAAGAAGAUACUACCAAAAAACUCUUCAUAGGCUACUGCCAAAAGUAUCCUAUCCUUGUUUACAAUGUAUAAAAAGAUGUGAAUAAAUUACGUGACCCAGUAAAGUUUUGUUUUCUAGUAAACUAACACCUAAAAUCCUUUUAUUUCUUUUAAUUAAAUUUACUUAAAAUUAUUUUACCUUAAUGCAAAAGAGCAGGCUGGGGGAAAUUAUUUUCUUUCAGACAUGGUUCAUAAGUUGUUUCAAAUAUUUAAAAAUCAACAAUGUUAAUU